Cornus florida is the source of this 1891-nucleotide messenger RNA. Its product is annotated as probable beta-1,3-galactosyltransferase 2. The coding region runs from base 310 to 1551 and encodes 413 amino acids. Gene Ontology annotation, cellular component: Golgi membrane. The transcript has 11 exons. The record is from RefSeq and is a predicted model, not a curated record. Lineage: Eukaryota; Viridiplantae; Streptophyta; Magnoliopsida; Cornales; Cornaceae. Gene Ontology annotation, molecular function: hexosyltransferase activity.
GUUGGUCGGUCUUUCUCAAAUUCUAUGCCACCACCACUUCCAACCCCAUUCCUUCCCUUGUUUGUUGAACUAAACUGUACAACUUCAACCGAAAACACAGAGCGAUUUCAUGUAGAGUUCUAGAGAGAGAGUAUCAUACAGAGAAGCUAAUUUCUGUUCUCAUUUCAGUCCUUCUCUGGGAUAGAGCUCUCUGUGAAGAUCUAUUUGGUCUUACAGAGGAAAAACAAAGACUCUUUGGAUCUGUUUCUGACUUUCUUGGCCGAGUUCAAGCAAUUGGAUAAUGGGUUUCACUGUAGUUUAGUUAUUGGCAUGGUUAAAGAAAAGAACGGCACAAUGUCUCUGAAAAGCAGAGGGUUGGAGUCAUCUUCAAAGGGUGUUGUGUCUCGGAAAUUGGUUCUUUUUCUUUGUAUUGGCUGCUUCUGUGCUGGCACGCUCUUCACCGACAGAAUGUGGACAGUGCCAGAAGCAAAAGGCGUUUCGAGGACAGAAGGAGUUGAAGACGAAAGGCUAAAUUUAAUCUCCGAGGGCUGUGGUCCAAAGAUGAAGGAUGUAAAGAGGAAGUCCAAGGACAUUUUAGGAGAAGUGUCAAAGACACACCAUUCUAUACAAACACUGGAUAAAACCAUUUCAAAUCUGGAGAUGGAAUUAGCUGCCGCAAAGUCUGCGCAGGUUUCUAUACUUAGCGAUUCCCCCAUUUCUGGAGAUUUGAGGAGUACACAACUGACCAAGAAAAGAAAAUAUCAAAUGGUUAUAGGCAUUAACACCGCGUUUAACAGUCGAAAGAGAAGAGACUCAGUCCGUUCCACUUGGAUGCCCCAAGGUGAUAAACGAAAAAAGCUUGAGGAAGAAAAGGGCAUCAUAAUUCGAUUUGUAAUAGGUCACAGUUCCGCAUCAGGCGGUAUUCUUGACAGAGCAAUUGAAGCAGAAGAAAAAAAGCAUGGAGACUUCUUAAGGCUGGAACAUGUCGAGGGGUACCUUGAACUGUCAGCCAAGACGAAGAUAUAUUUUACUACUGCCGUUGCUCUGUGGGAAGCUGAUUUCUAUGUCAAAGUCGAUGAUGACGUACAUGUAAAUAUAGCAACUCUAGGAGCAAUUUUAGCCAGGCAUCGGUCAAAACCUCGGGUUUAUAUUGGAUGCAUGAAAUCUGGUCCUGUCCUUGCUCAAAAGGGAGUGAGAUAUCAUGAACCUGAGCAUUGGAAAUUUGGCGGGGAGAGAAACAAGUACUUUCGUCAUGCUACAGGGCAGCUAUAUGCUAUCUCGAAAGAUUUGGCGACUUACAUAUCAAUAAACCAGCAUGUGCUACACAAGUAUGCUAAUGAGGAUGUCUCCUUGGGAUCUUGGUUUAUUGGAUUGGAUGUGGAUCAUAUAGAUGACCGGAGAUUAUGUUGUGGAACCCCUCCUGAUUGCGAGUGGAAAGCUCAAGCUGGAAACAUAUGUGCUGCUUCCUUUGAUUGGACCUGCAGCGGGAUUUGCAAUUCGGCUGAGAGGAUCAAUGAGGUUCAUCGGCGUUGUGGAGAAGGCGAAAAUGCUGUGUGGAGUGGAGGUUUCUGACAAGAAACAUGUUUUCCAACCUCUGGAGAAAGCAAGUAGAUUGCAUGAGUCUGUAUUAUGGAUAUAACUAUAUGGCAGUGUAUAUAGUAUCAAACUGCUUGAUGUGUGUGCGCGCGCAAGAGAGAGAGAGAGAGAGAGAGAGAGAGUAUCUUGACGGGGUUCCACUCCAUUUUAGCUGAAGAGGGAGACCCAUGUCGGAACUAGAUAGAGGAGCAAGACUGUAACUAACCAUUCUUUUGAUGCUUGGAGGACCAUAUUGUUUAGUCUGCUAGGUAGUGACAACCCUCGGGCUAGCAGUUGCAGCCUUAUGCAUCCUAAAUUAGUGGAAUUUUUUCUACCA